Messenger RNA from Hymenoscyphus albidus, 2537 nucleotides. The record is from the annotation of a GenBank genome assembly. Lineage: Eukaryota; Fungi; Ascomycota; Leotiomycetes; Helotiales; Helotiaceae.
CCAACAUCGCGACCAAUUGCGCAUCCAUAACAACCAUGGCCCCCUCCGCAAAGAAUAAAGUCGAAGAUGACUUCAUCCUCACAAUCUCAGACAACGAAGAUGAUCUAGCAGCAGAUAUUGAGGAGGAAGUCAUCGCAUCUCCCCCGCCAUCAAACAAGAAGCGGAAGCGCGCCACCGAAAUCGCGAAUGCGACAACGAAGAAGAGCAAAAAAUCGAAGAAGGGAAAGGCCACAGAAGACGAUGAGACGGAAAAUACAAAUGAGGGGAUUUGGGGCGCAAAGGACGAGGAUGACGGUGCUAUGGACUCGGAUUUCGAGUUUGCUAAUGAAGCUGGUGAGGCGGAUCUGGAGGAAUUCGAUGGGUGGGGAUUUGAAAGUGCGAAGAAGGGUAUCAAUGGUUUUGGAGGAGACAAACGAACCGUAGAUAUCGACGAAAUUAUUGCGCGACGACGAGAGAAGAAGAACGGACCUGCCAAAUCGGAUAUGCAAAAGACGGACGAGGAUGUGGAGGAGGCCAGUGGAUCCGAUGAUGAGGAAACUAUGGACUUAGAAGGACUAGACCUGGAAAACUCCGGUGACGAGUUUCUGGCAGAAGAUGGGUUUGGAAUGGGCGCAGACUCUGCGGAUGAAGAAUCUGGCAGCGAGCAAGACGCCGAAGAGGACCUAGAGGAUGGCCAGGAUGGCGAACACGAUUCAGAUGAUGAUUCUGUUGCGAGUCCUGCUCCCCAUCCCGACGAUAUUGCCAUGGGCGAUUCUUCAGAUGAGGAAGAAAAUGACGAGGACCCAGAGGAAGCUGCUCGAAGAGAGGCUUUCUUCGCACCCGAAGAGAAACCUGUCAAAGGAGCCAAGAAAGCGUCAAAUCUAUCAUUCCAGGCAAUGUCAUUAUCCAGACCGAUUUUGCGGGGUCUCGCCGCUGUCGGUUUCACGCAACCAACUCCAAUUCAAGCCAAGACUAUACCAGUUGCCUUGCUGGGAAAGGAUGUGGUUGGAGGAGCUGUCACAGGUUCCGGAAAGACUGGUGCAUUCGUCGUUCCUGUUCUCGAACGUCUUUUAUAUCGCCCUAAAAAGGUCCCCACGAGUAGAGUAGUGAUUUUGAUGCCUACUCGUGAGUUGGCAAUACAAUGUCACGCUGUGGCCACUAAGCUCGCAAGCCAUACCGAUAUCAAAUUUUGUUUGGCGGUGGGAGGUCUCAGUCUCAAAGUUCAAGAAGCAGAACUCAGACUCCGACCAGAUGUGAUCAUUGCCACUCCUGGUAGAUUUAUUGAUCACAUGCGGAACUCACCCAGUUUUACUGUGGAUACUUUGGAGAUUCUAGUCCUCGAUGAAGCUGAUCGAAUGCUCGAGGCAGGUUUUGCUGACGAACUUAACGAAAUCUUGACGACGAUUCCAAAGUCGAGGCAAACUAUGUUAUUUUCUGCUACUAUGACAUCCUCCGUCGAUAACUUGAUUCGUGUUGGAUUGAAUCGACCAGUUAGAAUCCUUGUCGACUCCCAGAAACAGACCGUUGGUACUUUGGUUCAGGAAUUCAUUCGUCUACGACCAGGUCGAGAAACAAAGAGAAUGGGAUAUCUCCUAUAUCUCUGUGCCAACCUCUACACUGAAAGAGUUAUAGUCUUUUUCCGACAAAAGAAGGAGGCUCAUAGAGCAAGAAUUAUCUUCGGUCUUUCCAGUCUCAAAGCUACUGAACUACAUGGUAGCAUGAGUCAAGAACAGGUAAAUUGUCCUUUAUAUAAUCCUCACUUCAGUCACUGAACUGAGCUAACAUCAUCCCAGCGUAUCGCAAGUAUGGAAGCAUUCAGAGACGGCAAGGCAGCCUUUCUUCUCGCUACCGAUCUCGCAUCCAGAGGUCUCGACAUCAAAGGUGUCGAUACAGUUAUAAACUAUGAAGCCCCUCAAUCGCAUGAAAUCUACCUUCACAGAGUCGGAAGAACAGCACGAGCAGGCCGUGCCGGUCGCGCAUGUACAUUAGCUGCGGAACCCGACCGCAAAAUAGUCAAAGCGGCCGUAAAAAGCGGUCGCUCUCAAGGCGCCAAAAUCGUAAGUCGAGUGAUAGAAGCCUCAGACGCCGACGAAUGGGCCACUAAGGUCGACGAGAUGGAAGACGAAAUUGAAGAGAUCCUCAAGGAUGAGAAGGAAGAAAAGGCCCUUGCGCAGUUGGAGAUGCAGGUGAAGAAGGGCGAUAACAUGAUCGAUCACCAGGAGGAAAUCCAGGGCCGUCCGAAGAGAACUUGGUUCGAAAGUGAGGUGGAGAAGACGGCUGCUAAGAAGGCCGGACGGGCGGAGUUGAAUGGUGUGCAAAGUAUCCUGAAGAAGAAGCCGGGCAAGUUGAGUAAUAAGGACAAGAAGAAACUUGAUGAUAGGGAUAUGAGGACCGAGGGGAAGGUAUGGAAAAAGGGACGGGCUGAGAGGGAUGGAAAGGGGGCGUUGGCACCGGUGAAGGGGAAGAAGGAGGUCAAGGGUGGGAAACCGACCGCUAAACCUGCUGCAAAGGGUAAGUUUGGGAAGAAGAGGUAGGUAGUUUUAUGUAGAUAAUCUGGU